AUGGACCCUGCCAAGAUACGCGCAUUGGCGAAGCUCACGGUGAUCGACGAGCAGCUUCAGCGCCUGAGAGCUGAGCGGGACGCCGUGGACUCAACCAUCGACAGCGGGAUCGCGACAAUGCGGGCGCUGGACCUGAGGCCCGAGGCGUGGGGCGCGCCGGUGCCCGAGGAGACGCAGGAGGAGGUCCCGCCGUGGGACGACGGCACCGACGACGCCUGGACCGAGAACCGCAGGAUCCUCGGGGUCGUGAACUUGACCGGCGGGCGGUCGCGGUGGGACCCCGUGAAGCACGAGCAGCACGCUGUGCUGCGCGGGUGCCUCAAACGCGCCGUCGCGGGCGUCGUGGAGGCGGAGCGCAGCACGAUCGCCGCGCGCGAGCGGCUCGAGCGCGGCAUCCGCGAGCUCCUCAAGCGCACGUACCUCGAGCCAUCGCACUGGGGGAGUGUUGCCUGA
Pedinophyceae sp. YPF-701 is the source of this 453-nucleotide messenger RNA. NCBI's taxonomy places the organism in Eukaryota, Viridiplantae, Chlorophyta, Pedinophyceae. The record is from the annotation of a GenBank genome assembly.